Gekko japonicus is the source of this 1399-nucleotide messenger RNA. It is a transcript of the gene VTN, whose product is annotated as vitronectin. The transcript has 8 exons. Gene Ontology annotation, molecular function: polysaccharide binding; scavenger receptor activity; extracellular matrix binding. Gene Ontology annotation, biological process: cell-matrix adhesion; immune response; cell adhesion mediated by integrin. The record is from RefSeq and is a predicted model, not a curated record. The coding region runs from base 6 to 1367 and encodes 453 amino acids. Lineage: Eukaryota; Metazoa; Chordata; Lepidosauria; Squamata; Gekkonidae.
GAGCCAUGCGGCUCUUGCUAGGGGCCCUGCUGCUGGGCUGGCUGUGUGGGGCCUUCGCCGCAGAGGAGUCCUGCGUGGGGCGCUGCGACAAGGGCUUCGACGACCAGAAGAAAUGCCAGUGCGACGACCUCUGCAUGUACUACCAGAGCUGCUGCAACGAUUACAUCACAGCCUGCAAACCCAAAGUGACCCGUGGGGAUGUCUUUUUUCAGCCAGAGGACGAGUACCUGGAUUACUAUGACGUCGAUCUCGCCAAUGCCACGGCCCCUGUCGAUCUCGCCAAUGCCACGGCCCCUGUCCCCACCAACACUGGCUUCUUGGAGCCAGUGAGCAGCGACCCACAGGAGUUCUGGCCAACCGAAGAGGCUGUGGCAGCCGCUGGUCCAACCCUCCCACCUGAGCCAGAGGCAGUCACCCAGGAGUCAGAAGAUGAGUUCCUGUGCAGCGGGAAACCCUUUGAUGCUUUCCUGACAGUGAAAAAUGGCUCCAUCUAUGCCUUCCGUGGGAAAUAUUUCUAUGAACUUGAUGAGAAGAGUGCAAUGCCCGGGUACCCGAAACUUAUCCAGGAAGUGUGGGGCAUCGAGGGACCGAUAGAUGCAGCCUUCACCCGCAUCAACUGCCAGGGCAAGACCUACAUCUUCAAGGGGAGCCAAUACUGGCGCUUUGAGGACGGAGUCCUAGACCCCGAUUUCCCCCGCAACAUCUCACAUGGCUUUAAAGGGAUUCCCGACUAUAUUGAUGCCGCUUUUGCGCUGCCUGCUCAGAACUACCUUGCCAGCGAGAGGGUCUACUUCUUCAAAGGGAAGCACUACUGGAGCUACGACUUUGACAAGCAGCCAAGCCGUCAGAACUGCGAGGAGACGUCCCCGUCGCUGGUCUUCGACCACUUUGCGCUCUUGCAGGAAGACAGCUGGGAGGAGAUCUUUGUGGAGCUUUUCGGGGGCUCCCGACGAAGCGGGGCCAGCAGGCGACGCUACAUCAGCCAGGACUGGCGAGGGGUGCCAAGCCAGCUGGAUGCCGCCAUGGUCGGCCGGAUCUACGUGGCGCAGAGCCCAUCUAAACGUCGCUCGAGGAAGAGGUCAUCACGCCGGCAUCGCAAGAAGUAUCGCAGCCGCCGCCGCUGGGGCCGCUGGAAGCCAAGUGCCUGGAAAUGGCUGGGGGACACUAGCUCAGAGUCCAUGGAGCUGGACUGGCUGCUGGGCUCGCCCGCCUCCUGCCAGCCCUUCCAGAGCGUCUAUUUCUUCCUGGGAGACGAGUACUAUCGCCUUAACCUGCGCACACACCGUGUGGACUAUGUGUACCCCAAAUACCCGCGCAAGAUUGCCAAGUACUGGCUGGGUUGCCCAUCUGAUGCCGAUCUGGACUAGCUGCGGCCGCGGCUCCCUUCCAGCUGACACCA